Rhagoletis pomonella (apple maggot) is the source of this 966-nucleotide messenger RNA. RefSeq lists its product as uncharacterized. The coding region runs from base 343 to 966 and encodes 207 amino acids. NCBI's taxonomy places the organism in Eukaryota, Metazoa, Arthropoda, Insecta, Diptera, Tephritidae. The transcript has 2 exons. The record is from RefSeq and is a predicted model, not a curated record.
UUUUCAACGUGGGUUUCUAGCCGAGCAGAAGUAAAUCUUAUACAUAAUAAAAUUUUACAUAAAUUUAUCGCAAAAUAUAUUUGUAAUCGAAUGCCUUGCUUUAUGCAAAGCCAAACACAAGUAUUUUAGCGCUUAUUCGUACAAACAUAUACGUGUCGCUGAAAAUAUUGUUUUAUUGGCAUUCGCUUUUACAUUUCUAAAAUACUUUGGCGAAGACCAUCUGCUCAGAAGCACGUUGCAAGUUUGAUAAACCAGAGAAUCUCCGAAAAUCCGGAAUUACUAAUUAUUGCAAUUGAGCGCCUAACACAAGACACGUGUUCCGAAUUAACCUCAAACCCUCUAAUGAGUGUCCGCGAAGCAGGCGAAACAGCUUCUGGCUCAUCAAAGGUCACCAGCAUGCACUCUGCUGGUGUGGCUACCGAAGUAGCUACUUCCACUUCUGCCACCGUUACGGGUGCAAUAAUUGGCAUACCCGCUUCUACUGGUGACACGGUAUUCGCUACUGGGAGCGCGCCGACUGAAGCAUUCGCGCCACCACUUUCCCCCACAACGACGGUUGGAUUUAUAGCUAAUGGAACAACAGGUGCUAUUUUCGCAUCGACUCCUCGUCAGACUGAGGAUGGCCUGGGAACGAUCGUUGCCUCGCCUCUUCGCACCCGCUCGGGGAUCUUACGUACUGAGAAGCCACGCAAGCGUGCACGCACAUUACGCACAACUGCGCCAACAAUCGCUCCGAUUGAUGAAGAGAGACCACAGGUAACUUGGUGCCAUAUGACGUACCCCUCAGCAACACACGGAGUUGGUGGUUUAAAUCCAUUGCCGGAUAUUCAUGUAGAAUUGGAUGGACUUAAUAUACAUAACCGUAACAUUUCACAACACGUGCCCUUUAAUAUAAAUGCAUCAUCGAGCUUUGCAUCUGCUCCAUUAGUAUUUCAACAAACAACGCUAGAUUUUCAUUGGGUUUAG